Molecule: messenger RNA, 3095 nt
Organism: Crotalus tigris (Tiger rattlesnake)
Lineage: Eukaryota; Metazoa; Chordata; Lepidosauria; Squamata; Viperidae
Exons: 11
Coding region: 880-2469 (529 amino acids)
Source: RefSeq, a predicted model, not a curated record
UAAGUGAAUCUGGCCUCCCCAUUGACCGCUCAUCAGCAGGUCGUGAAACAUGAUCACAUGACCCCAGGGAUACUGCAGCCGUCAUAAAUGUGAGUCACCGGGCAUCUGAAUUUUGAUCACGUGACCAUGGGGAUGCCACAAGUCGUUAGUGUGAAAAACGAUCAUCAAUUACUUUUUUCAGCACCGUCGUAAGUUUGAACGGCUAUUAAAUGCACCAUUAUCAGCCAAAGACUUACUGUAUCAAGCAAAGUGGCAAGAUUGCUCCAUUCACCUAUGGUCACCUCACCCUGAUCUUCCUCCCAUAAAUAUAUAUAUAUAUUUGCCAGCUGGGCCUCUGGAAGGAGGGAUGAGGGGUCUUUCUGAGCAAUUAUGCUAAAGACUGGUGCUUUGCAGCAUAAUUAGCUUCUGAAAGAAGAGUCUUCUAAAAAUUAAGUCAGGAGAGACAAGAAUCUGGUGGGCCCUAAGGGAGCGUAUGUGUUAUUCCAGAGGCCACCAAGUUGUUUAACCUAGUUUACAGACUCACAUGUCAGCAGCUCAGCAAAGACGCAGGUGGCUUGGAACUGUAGUAGGAGGCUGUGUAGUAGAUGUCAGAUAAAUGGAAUUUUAAACGCAUAGACCAGGGGUCUCCGACCUUGGCAACUUUAAGACUUGUGGACUUCAAUUUAAGGCUGAUGGUCAAGUAGUUAUGGAGGUUUGAAGAACUGAAAGCACAGCUCUUCAGCAACCUGAAGAAUUGCUACCGUAGUAGCAGUGAAGAACACAACAGUGUUUGUAAUAGUCCUUCACAGUUUUCUCGAAUGCAAAUGAUGUGAUGGAAAAAAUGGCUAUUAUUUAUUUGUGCACAGAUAGUACCAGAAAGGUAAAUCACACAGGGUUGUCAUGAUAUCUUUUUUACGUUUCUCAGUCGUCCAGAUCAUGGUUGUCCCAAAGUUCCUUUUCAAAAAGGCAACUGGACUCUCUGGGAGUGUUCUUGAGCCACCACAGCAACAGCAGCAGGAAGAAUUCCAUACAAAUGAUAAUGGCUGCAUUGCUCCAGGAAAUGAUAUCCAGCAAGUCCAAGAUUCUCCAUCCCAAAGAGAACGCUGGGCCAAGGACAUGGCCACUGAAGAUACCGAAGCAUCAUAUCAAAGGCGUAUCAGAGAACUUGAGCGUGAACUGGAUCAUGCCAGGAAGGACAACCACAAGCUGGUUUGCCUGCUGAAUGAAAUAGAUCAACUUGUGUUACCCGAGCUGUCUGAAUGUACUGAGCUAAGACUCUCGGAGAGGCUGAGAGUCUACCUAGAAUGCCUGUUGAUGGAAAAGCAGGAACUAGAAGGCAGAGCCUUCGUGGCAGAGAGGACCAUGGUGGAAUUAGAGCAUACAGUGGCUGUUCUUCAGAGACAACUGCAAGAUACUAGCUGUUCUUCAGCACAGACAGGAGAAAGCCAGCAGCCUGCACCCUCACCCUCUCAGCCUUCUUCUCGUAUCCAGGCUUCUAACAGAUUCUUCUUUAAAAUCAACAAGAAGUCUGCAGAAAAGAUCACAGCCUCAAACUUGCAAAAGCAAGGUGAUGCUGUCUUGCCAAAGCAGAAAUUUAAGAAAAGACUAGUCAAGAUUCAUCGGCAAGUUUUGUCAAAACCAGCAACCAGGUCUAGAAAGGUUUGCUUGUCAAAGGGAGAAGAACAACUUACUGAACACACGCAAGAUUUAUCCCCAACUAUGAGCAGUCCUGAAGCAGAUUCCCAUCAGAGUAUGCUUCAAUUUCCUGAAGCUUCCACAGCUGGCAAGCAUCACAGAAGUGAGGCUUUUGGCGAUGAACAUACAGCCCUUCAUAAAGAUGAUGGCGUCCAUGUCCAUAAGCGAGUACAAGAAGAAGAUACUCUGAGCACAGCCAGUACUCUUUCAAUGACCAUCCCACUGAAUUUUAGAAGCAGAGAUGAUGUUCAUGAAUUUCUUAACCACCCUUCAGUCAACCAAGAGUCUCAUACUAAGAAUCCAAUGUUGGAGAAAUCUGAAGUAGAAAACGUCAGCGGAUCAUCAAAUGAUGUCUCUUUGUUACGUGGAGAGGGAUGCAAGGAGGAUGAGAAUCAUGAUUCCACUGAUCACAACAUUUCUCAAAAGCCAGAAGUUCCAGCAGAUUUUCCACAGCCUGCUGCUGAAACGACAAAGUCCGCCAGAAACCCACAACUCACUUCUCCUGUUGCAGGGGAAAUUCUGGAAGAUGGUAGCCUGAGCUUUUCCACUAUCCACAAAUCUGAUGACACAGUGGCUCUGAAACCAACCAUCAGCCACAUUUUGCCUGCUGAGGAAAUGCCACACAGCUUUGGUCUUCUCCAAGAAAAACCAGAAAAAGCUGCCUCUGUGUCUAAGCAACUUGUAUUCUCCAGCCAAGACAGAGGAGAGGAAUUGUCUCUGGAAAAAAAUGAAGCAAAUGUUCAAUUACCAUCCACUUCCAUCAACUCCUCAGAAACAAAAACAAACUCUAUUUGAAAGGUGUAUCCAAGGUUAGUGAAGAGCAAGAUGAGUCAUACAGUACAUUUCUGCAAAGCAUGAUUCAUGCAGUUCCACUGAAAAUGAGCUUGGGGGAUAGCUCCCAUCUUAGAUUUACACACCAGAGAACUGCUGCCACUAUUAAAAGGCCUCUCUUUGGAAAAAUAUGGAAUCCUCUCUGCCAUCUUACCCACUGAAGCUAAGAUUUAACCAGGGAAAUGAGCUUCCAGGCACAGCACUAAGAUGAAAGCUGAAGAAAUAAGCUAUAGCUUGUUAUCCACAGAAACCAUGCACUGAUCACAAUGCCGACCAUCGGAUGGCAUCUACCUUGAAAAUUUAAAAGUUAUCCUCACCUUUAUUGUAUUUAAUAGGGAUAUAUGCUGACAGUUAAAGUAAUUGUGUACCUAUUGCAAGAGAAUGGGAUGGGGUGGUGGGAAGCCUGUUUAAUGUUUAGCAUACUGUUUAAUGUUUAGCAUCAUUAGCAAACUCGCACUGCAUAUGUAGCAUGUUAUAUUCUUUUCUUAGAUAUGGGAAAUGGGUAAGCUGACAAUUAGGAAAAAUAACAAACUGUUUCCUAUGUUGUCAACUUAAAAAUGGGACAUAUAUUUACACUUAUUAAUAAAUCA